UGCAUCUUCCGCCGUCAUUAUAAAAGUACGUGUGAAAGAUAAGAUAUGUUUUGUUAUCUAUUAUGCAAACACAAAUUAUCUGUCCAGUGUAUGAUGAAUGACACUUAAUAUCUUUUGCAAAAACGUAUUUUGCAGUUUUACAGAUUCAUGAACAUUCAAUUAUUUGUGCAUCGUUGACGUUAACAAUUACUUUGAUAUUUUAAAUAUUUUAAUACCAAACAUGAAGGAAAAGACUUAUUGUUGUGGUUGUUGUCCGGCUUCGAAUAGCGGCAACAAGACAUCAUCAGUGAAAUCUAACAAUGGUCAAGCAACUAACAGGGAACAGCAGCAAAAUGUAAUUCAGAUGCAACCACUUCCAAUUCAAAAUCAAACCAACUUGGAAACUCAACAAAUAUAUUAUUGGGAAGGUUUUCGAUCGAAAGGGGAAGAAAUACGCCCAGAAACACUGAAGAUUUCUGUUCCGACUCAAAUAAAACAAAUUUCUGCUACAGAGACUGAGCUACUUUUCCUGCUUGAAGAUGGUUCUCUUUGGUCUUUUGACAAGACGGAUGGGAUCCGUUUAUCAUCAUCUACGAUAAAGCCAACCGAUCAGGGAUUCUCGAAAUCGUUGAAAAUUGAGUAUAUCGCUUGUGGUAAGUAUCACAGCUUGGCUUUAGACAUUAAUGGUAACCUGUAUUCAUGGGGGUUCAACCAUUUUGGUCAACUCGGACUGAGCUUAAGUCACGAAGAUUGUGAGGUUGUCAAGUAUCCUCAACUUGUAAAAUCUAUGGCGUCAAAGGUUGUCAUUCAAAUUGCUGCUGGAGAAAACCAUUCUGUUGCACUGACAGAAAAUGGAAGUUUGUAUUGUUGUGGUUCCAAUUCGUCACAGCAACUUGGAAUCAGUGAAUCUAUAAGAUAUAGCACAAUCUUUAUGGAGAUAGUGGCAAUUUCAGGUCUACCCUGGGGGUUUAUCGCAGCAGGUGGUAAUCAAACCUUUGGGUUGACAAUACAUAACUCAGUCUUUGGUUGGGGAGACCAAUCGAAAAACCAAUCCGGAAUGACAUACAAUUUUGAAGAAGAGAUCCCCACCAGUAUCGGACCAUCUGAAGCUGUAGUUUUUGAUGACGGAACUCUCUAUAUUGCUCCUGGAAAAUGGCACACUGUUUUUAUCGGCAAAGGGGAAUCGGCCCGUGUGUAUGGCAGCAAUCGAUUUAAUCAAAUUGGCCCAUCGUUCAAUGAAGGGCUUGUAACUCAGAUUGCUACAGGAGACUACCAUACCGUGAUGGUUGGUAAUGGGAACCUUUAUGUUUAUGGCCCAGAAACUAAUGAAACGGAAGAAGAUAUUGACAUACCAAACCAGCCAGCACCAAUACCAAUCACCCUUCCAGUCAGUAUGUACAAUGUGUUUGCAAGUGGAAAUGGGACUUUUGUGGUUCCCUUGACCGAUGCAGCAACUCAAAAUAACAUUCGACACGACAUGGCAAAAAGACGGCAAAUGUUCAAGCUUACCAACGAAAGCCUAACUUCAUUUUUAAGAUUGCAACCGGACGAUGAAUUCAUGGACGCAGGAUUGGAGAAAAGAUGGCUACGUUUGUUUCAAGUCUCCAUUUGGAACGCUUCGUUUUCAAGUUGUCAGAAGAGUGGGCUUGCAGCAGCAGCAACUCCUUUGGGCGAAUCGUAUUUCGGAUAUAAAAUUGAUUUUGUAAUGGCAGAAACUUUCAUUCAGAAGAUCUGGAGCUGCAGGGCUCGCAAACUGCACGCAAUUUUCGUCUCAUAUCUCGAUAGUUUAAUGGAUGCUAAUUCUUCAGUGCAAUGCGGUGCAAGACACGAAGAAAUUUGUCCAGCAUUCUCCUACAUCCCGCUAAUUAUUUUCAAUAGUCCUAAAAUUAACGUAAACGUUGACGUUGCCGUUGAUACCCCACCCCUUCAAAAUGCGUUUGUUCGCUUUCUCAGAGACUUUCUCCUUCAGAGUUACUCUCCUGUUAAUGAACCAAAAUAUCUGAAAAAGUUUGCAGCAUUUUUAUUCAAAAAUGAAAACCUUAAAGACAAUUUCACUACGAAUAUUAUAACGCUGAUUUAUCACGGCUACUCAUUCGAUCAGCUGCAACGCUUAGUGACUGCUUACAAAAAGGUGGUUGUGAGCACUAUUACCGUCUUUCGAGAUGAGGGGAGUAGCCUUGAUGCCGCGUUGGUGGCCAUUCAAGACUGUCUAAAAUUUCUCAACUCUUUAGCUGUAAGAAACAAGCAAUAUAAACGAAUCAGUCGACAUUGUUUUAUAAUCCCGCAGUUGCAAAAUCUGAUUGAUCUUAAUGCUGAAUUUUCUGAAUGGAUGCAAAACAAAACAUUUCCAAUUGCUCCAGCGAGCUCAAGACAAGUUUACUUGUGCGAUUUUCCAUUUAUAUUUGAUGGAUCUGCAAAAGCAAUACUUUUACGAUGUGAACAAAAACUUCAAAUGAUUGGAGCAAGCAUUCUCUCUCGGAUCAUUGAACCUCCAGAGUUGCAAGGAUUUGUACUAGUCGUUCAUCGAGAAAGGCUUUUGGAGGACGUACUUCGACAAAUAUUUUUGUUUGGUCCCUUUGACUUUAAGAAACCGUUAAGAAUUCAUUUUGCUGGAGAAGAAGGCCAAGAUGCUGGUGGAGUACGAAAAGAAUUUUUCCUUUUACUAAUUCGAGAACUCUUGGAUUUCUGCGCUGAUCGAGGACUUUUAAAGCUCAACGAUGAAAGUCAUCUUGUUUGGUUUAACGAGUAUAACGGGAGUGCAGAAGAAGUCAAGUUUCUCAUGGUUUUUGGAGUUUUAGCUGGAUUAGCGAUUUAUAACAAUACCAUCAUCAAACUACCGUUUCCUGCUGCCCUGUACAAGAAAUUGUUGGGAGAGUCGUCCGACAUUGAGGAUUUAGUAGAAUUGUCACCCACAGAAGGAAAUUCGCUGAAACAAGUUUUAGAAUAUAAGAAUCCCGACCUUGAGCAAGUUUUCAGUCUCACCUUUGAGAUUUCGAAAGAUGAGCUUGGAGUCGCUAAAAACAAGCAACUAAAACCAAAUGGGAAAAAUAUUCCAGUGACGCUGGAAAACAGUCAAGAAUUCGUGGAAUUGUAUGUAGACAACGUUUUUAACAAAAGCGUUGAAACUGCAUUCACAGCAUUCAAGAACGGAUUUGAAUUGGUCUUCAAUGAAAGUUUUGCAAUCAAAUUGUUUGAUUGUGAGGAACUAAAAGAAAUUAUAAUUGGAAACGAAGACUACGAUUGGGGACGCCUCGAGGUGGACUGUGUUUACAAAGGAGAAUUUCAUAAAGGUCAUCAAACGAUAUGCUUUUUUUGGGAAAUAUUUCACGAGCUUGAUCUCGAACUGAAGAAGCAGUUUCUUUUAUUCUUGACCGGAAGCGACCGUGUACCAAUUUCAGGGAUGAGUGGAAUCAAAAUAUGCAUUCAGUCCUUACCUGACGAGUCAUAUUUUCCAGUUGCCCACACCUGUUUUAACCUCCUUGACAUGCCAAUCUAUCAAUCAAAAGAAAUUUUAAAGCAAAAACUUUUGACAGCAAUUGAGCACAAGGAAGGAUUUUAUAUAGCUUGAGCUUUAUUCGGUUUUAUACUUAAUUAUGUAUGUUCGAGUUGCAUUAAAGUACGCUUUUCAGAAAACUGA
Molecule: messenger RNA, 3616 nt
Organism: Folsomia candida
Lineage: Eukaryota; Metazoa; Arthropoda; Collembola; Entomobryomorpha; Isotomidae
Product: probable E3 ubiquitin-protein ligase HERC4
Exons: 16
Coding region: 221-3547 (1108 amino acids)
Biological process (GO): ubiquitin-dependent protein catabolic process; protein polyubiquitination
Molecular function (GO): ubiquitin protein ligase activity
Source: RefSeq, a predicted model, not a curated record